Entrophospora candida is the source of this 140-nucleotide messenger RNA. NCBI's taxonomy places the organism in Eukaryota, Fungi, Glomeromycota, Glomeromycetes, Entrophosporales, Entrophosporaceae. The record is from the annotation of a GenBank genome assembly.
AUGAAAGAUUAUGAAAAUCAUUGGUCGGGUCAUAGAUCAAUGGCUGGUGUUGCUGCUUAUCAAACAUUUAACAAGGAAAUUAUGCAUGAAACUAUAAAUAAAACGAUUCCUGAAGGACAUGGUGUUUCUAAUAUAAAUAA